AUGUUCAAAUACACUGUUUACAAUCUUUUCCUUGCAUUCUCGCUCCUUGGGACGCACGCUUACCUCGUCACGACACCUUCUGACCGCGAUCAAGUCACGGGCACAAGCUGGACGACUACGGGACCUAACAGGAUUGCCUGGGACCGUGUCUCUACUGAUCCUGAGACAUUUGUUGUUGUUCUCGUCAACGAGGAUCGUGCAGUUCUCCCCACAAACAACCUCAUUCUCGCCACCGACGUCGACGGCACGAGCGGAUCCAUAGCUGUACUCCCAGCCUCUGGAACCCAGUUUCCCAUGGGAAGUGGCUUUCGCGUAAACUUGAUCAAGUCUGCCAACGACGUGAACACAAUCUACGCGCAGAGUAGCCAGUUUCGCAUCGUCGCUGGAUCUGGAUCUGGCUCUGGCUCUGGCUCUGGUUCAUCUCCUACGACCGUAGCAAACAUGGGUGCAACGUUCGGUGGAAGCACGAGCGGUUCGACUGGGCAAAUUCCUCGCACGACGUAUGUUGCCACUGCUGAGACAGUCACGGUUACUACCACAUCCUCCGAUGGAGGACCAGAGUUCUCCGAGUCGCGCAAGUUACUUGGAAGCUGCAUUGUCCUUACGGUUACCUUGCUCUUUGCUGCAUUCAUCUCGUGGGACGCCUUUAAACUCCUUUUGAUUCCAUCUGAGGUCAAUUGGGAGGCUCUCACUGAUAUCCAACAACAUAAAAUCACCUCUGUAGCUAUUAGCUUGAUGUCAAUAACUAAAAUGGGUGCUACUCGUGCGCAAAAGGAGCUCUACUUUACCAAGCUCAAGGAGCUCCUCGUCAAGUAUCCUUCCAUCUUCAUCGUCAAUGUAGACAACGUCGGUUCGAACCAGAUGCAUCAGAUCCGUACCGCUCUCCGCGGAAAGGGUGUCGUGCUCAUGGGCAAGAACACCAUGGUGCGCCGUGCGCUCCGUAACAUCCUUACGGAGAGCCCUCAAUUCGAGCGUCUGCUCCCCAACGUCAAGGGUAACAUUGGCUUCGUGUUCACGUCUGGUGACCUCAAGGACGUGCGCGAGAUCAUCGUCGCCAACAAGGUCAAGGCCCCCGCUCGUGCUGGUGCCGUUGCUCCUGUAGAUGUCGUCGUUCCAGCCGGAAACACUGGUAUGGAACCCGGCAAGACGUCCUUCUUCCAGGCUCUCCAGAUCCCGACCAAGAUUGCUCGUGGUACCAUUGAAAUCGUGUCGGACAUCAAGGUCGUCGUAAAGGGAAACAAGGUCGGACCGUCUGAGGCGACAUUGCUCAACAUGCUCAACAUUUCGCCGUUCACGUACGGUAUGACCGUGUCCAUGAUCUACGACAACGGCACCGUCUUCCCGCCACACGUGCUCGAUAUCGAGGAGAGCGAGUUGAUUGAUAGGUUCAUGACCGGUAUCAAGACGAUUGCGUGCAUCUCGCUCGCGCUCUCGUACCCGACCAUUGUUUCCGUCUCGCACUCGCUCGUCAACGCAUAUAAGAACCUGUUGGCCAUCGCAAUUGAGACCGACUAUUCGUUCCCUGCUGCUGACAAGAUCAAGGAAUACCUCGCCAAUCCCGAGGCGUUUGCCGCCGCCGCAGCGCCCGCUGCCGAGACCACUUCUGCCGCCCCUGCCGCUGCUGCAGAGGAAAAGGAAGCAGAGAAGGAAGAAUCGGAAGAUGAGGACAUGGGCUUUGGUCUGUUCGAUUAG
This is a messenger RNA of Serendipita indica DSM 11827, 1692 nucleotides long. The record is from the annotation of a GenBank genome assembly. Lineage: Eukaryota; Fungi; Basidiomycota; Agaricomycetes; Sebacinales; Serendipitaceae.